AUGAGUGGUGAUUUACCAAUUGAUUUCACUGAACAGGCUGACUUGCCUAGUUUGGGGAUCUCUCCUCAAUUUCUAGAUUUUAGAUCAACAACUUUUGAAAGCGACAACUAUGUAUGUGUUCGUGAAACCAUAAAUAACCAAAAUACUGUUUCUAUUGUUGACUUGAAAAAUAACAACCAGGUCACCAAAAAAAACAUGGGUGGUGAUAACGCCAUAAUGCAUCCUUCCAAAAACGUUAUUAGUGUUAGAGCCAACGGCACUUUGGUUCAAAUCUUUGAUUUAACUUCUAAAGCUAAAUUAAAGUCUUUUACCAUGGAAGAACCCAUCCUAUUUUGGAAAUGGUUGAAUGAUGAAUAUCUAGGUUUCGUUACCACUAAUUCCAUUUUUAUUUCCAAUUGUUUUGAUGGUCAGGUUAGCUUACCUCCUGCAAAAUUAACCUUGAGACACGGUAAUUUAAAUAAUACUCAAAUCAUCGAUUUUACUGCAAAUGUAAAUAUGGAUUGGUUUGCUGUUGUCGGUAUUCUUCAAGAAAAUGGCCGUAUUGCUGGUAGAAUUCAAUUGUAUUCUAAAAGCAGAAAUAUCUCCCAAGCAAUUGACGGCCAUGUUGCUGAGUUCACCACAAUUUCUUUGAACGGUAACAGUAAACCAACACAAUUGUUUGUUACUGGUAACAGAAAUCCCGUUACAGGCAAUGGUGAAUUACGUGUUAUUGAAAUUGAACAUGAUGCAACCUCUUGUCCCGUUGCUUACCCAAAAAAAUUAGUCGACAUUUUCUUUCCACCAGAUGCCACUAAUGAUUUUCCAAUAAGUGUCAAAAUAUCUGUAAAAUACGGUAUCAUUUAUUUAUUAACAAAAUAUGGGUUCAUCCAUUUAUAUGAAUUAGAAACCUGUACUAAUUUGUUUGUCAAUAGAAUUACUGCUGAAUCCGUCUUCAACUCUGCCUAUUAUGACAACAAGAAUGGUAUUGCCUGUAUUAAUAAAAAGGGACAAGUUUUAUCUGUGGAAAUCUCCACUUCUCAGAUAGUUCCCUACAUUUUAAACAAACUAUCUAAUGUUUCUCUAGCUCUAACUGUAGCAACUAGAGGGGGUUUGCCGGGCGCUGAUGAAUUAAUUACUAAACAAUUCGAUACAUUGAUGGCACAGGGCGAUUACCAAGGUGCUGCCAAGGCCGCUGCUUCCUCUGCUCAAUUGAGAACACCAGCCACUAUUAACAAAUUAAAAAAUAUCCAGGCUGCUCCGGGUGCCAUUUCGCCCAUUUUACUGUACUUCUCCACUUUACUAGAUAAGGGGAAACUAAACAAGUACGAGACAAUUGAGUUGGCUAAGCCUGUCUUGCAGCAAGAUAGAAAACAAUUGUUUGAAAAAUGGUUGAAGGAAGAUAAGUUGGAGUGUUCUGAGGAAUUGGGUGACACUGUCAAACCAUUCGAUACUACAUUGGCCUUGGCCUGCUACUUGAGAGCCAACGUCCACAAUAAAGUUGUUACGUCCUUGGCAGAACUACAGCAGUUUGAUAAGAUAUUACCGUAUUGUGCUAAAGUCAAUUAUCAGCCAAAUUUCACUGUUUUGAUCUCCAGUUUAUUGAGAUCCUCACCAGAUAAGGCUUCUGAAUUUGCCAUCUCUUUAUUACAAAACCCUGCUACAUCAGGUUCUAUUGAUAUUGAAAAAACUGCAGAUAUAUUUUUCAGUCAAAACUAUAUUCAACAGGGGACUUCAUUUUUGUUGGAUGCUUUGAAAGGCGAUACUCCAGAUCAAGGUCGUUUGCAAACCCGUGUUUUAGAGGUUAAUUUGCUACAUGCUCCACAAGUUGCCGACGCCAUUUUAGGUAAUAACAUGUUUUCUCAUUACGACAAGACAUCUAUUGCUUCAUUGGCUGAAAAGGCUGGUUUGUACCAAAGAGCCUUGGAAAAUUAUACUGACAUCAAGGACAUUAAGAGAUGUAUUGUUCACACUACUGCUUUGCCAGUCGAUUGGCUAGUUUCAUUUUUUGGCAAGUUAAAUGUCGAACAAAGCUUAGCCUGCUUAAGAGCUUUGAUGGAUAACAAUUUGCAAGCUAAUAUUCAAAUCAUUGUCCAAAUCGCUACUAAAUAUUCAGAUUUACUUGGUUCCAGUGUUUUAAUUAAAUUAUUUGAGGAAUACAAAGCUACCGAUGGUUUAUAUUACUACUUGGCCUCUUUGGUUAACUUAACGGAUGAUAAGGAUGUUGUUUUUAAAUAUAUCCAAUCUGCUGCCAAAAUUGGACAAUAUAAAGAGGUGGAAAGAGUUGUCAGAGAGAAUAACGUUUACGAUCCUGAAAAAGUCAAGAAUUUCUUAAAAGACGCCUCUUUACCCGAUCAACUACCUUUGGUUAUCGUUUGUGACCGUUUUGGUUUCAUCCACGAAAUGAUUUUGUACUUGUACAAACAACAGAAUUUCAAAUUUAUUGAAAUUUAUGUCCAACAGGUCAAUCCAUCCAAAACAGCACAAGUUGUUGCUGGUUUAUUGGAUGUUGACUGUGAUGAGAAAGUUAUCCAGAAUUUGUUGAAAGGUGUUGUUGGUCAAGUUCCUAUUGGUGAGUUGUGUGAUGAAGUUGAAAAAAGGAACAAAUUAAAAAUUUUGUUACCAUUUUUACAAGAGUCUCUAGACCAUGGUAUUGAAGAACAAGCUAUUUAUAAUGCGUUGGCCAAGAUCUACAUUGACUCUAACAAUUCUCCUGAGAAAUUUUUGAAAGAAAAUGACAAGUAUGAUACUUUGAAUGUUGGUCGUUAUUGUGAGAAGAGAGAUCCAUAUUUAGCCUACAUCGCCUAUGAUAAAGGUGAAAACGAUGAUGAUUUAGUCAGAAUUACAAAUGAUAACAGCAUGUAUAAAUACCAAGCAAGAUAUUUGUUGAAGAGAAGCGAUGUUGCUUUAUGGGCAAAAGUUUUGGCUGAAGACAACGUUCACAGACGUCAAUUGGUUGAUGCCGUGGUUAGUAUAGGUAUUCCUGAGUUAACCGAUCCAGAACCAAUUUCCAUUACUGUUCAAGCCUUCAUGCAGGCUGGUUUAAAACUUGAAUUGAUCGAAUUGUUGGAAAAGAUUAUCUUAGAACCAUCUCCCUUCAACGAAAACAGUGCCUUGCAAGGUUUGUUAAUGUUAUCUGCUAUUAGAUAUGAACCAACUAAAGUUGCUAAUUAUAUCGAAAAGUUAGACAAAUAUGAUCCAACAGAAAUAGCUCCAAUGUGUGUUGAAAAUGGUUUGAAUGAGGAAGCUUUUGAAAUUUACGACAAGUACGAAUUAUAUUCCAAAGCCAUGAAGGUAUUAGUUGAAGAUAUUAUGUCCUUGGAUAGGGGUGUCCAAUAUGCUGAAAAGAUUGAUGAACCAGGAUUAUGGUCUCAAUUGGGGGAAGCUCAAUUGAAUGGUUUACGUAUCCCAGAGGCUAUUUCCUCCUAUAUCCAAGCUAAUGAUCCAUCUAACUAUAUUAACGUUAUUGACAUUGCAGAACAUGCUGGUAAGUUGGAAGAGUUAGUUCCAUACUUAAAGAUGGCUAGACAAACUUUAAAAGAACCAAAGAUUGACAGUACUUUGAUUUUAUGUUAUGCAGAAUUAGGCAAAUUGCAUGAAAUUGAAACCUUGUUGGAUAAUUCUAAUGUUGCUGACCUAGAAGAAGUGGGUGAUAAAUUAUAUGCCAAGAGUGAUUAUAAGGCCGCUAAAUUAUGUUUUGUUUCUAUUUCUAAUUAUUCUAAACUAGCUAGCACUUUAGUUCAUUUAGGGGAUUAUCAAGCUGCCGUUGAUAUUGCAAGAAAGGCAUCCAAUAUCAAAGUUUGGAAACAGGUUGAUGAUGCCUGUAUCAAAAAGAAGGAGUUUAGAUUGGCCCAAAUUUGUGGUUUGAAUUUGAUUGUUCAUGCUGAAGAGUUGGAAGAAUUAGUCGAGACAUACGAAUCUCUAGGCUACUUUGAUGAAUUAAUUUCUUUAUUUGAAGCUGGGUUAGGUUUGGAAAGAGCCCAUAUGGGUAUGUUUACCGAAUUGGCUGUCUUGUAUGUCAAAUAUAAACCAACCAAAGCCUAUGAACAUUUGAAGUUAUUCUGGUCCAGAAUUAACAUUCCUAAAGUUAUAAGAGCUUGUGAAACUGCUCAUAUGUGGGAAGAGUUGAUUUUCUUGUACGCACAUUACGAUGAAUGGGAUAAUGCCGCUUUAACUGUUAUUGAAAAAUCCACUACCAAAUUUGACCAUGAAUAUUUCAAAGAGAUCAUCGUUAAAGUUACCAACUUGGAAAUAUAUUACAAAGCCAUUAAUUUCUAUGUUAGUGAACACCCAACACUGUUGGUUGAUUUAUUAGUCGCUCUAACUCCUAGAUUAGAUAUCACUAGGACUGUCAAGUUGUUUAAGAAUUCCGAUAAUUUACCAUUAAUUAAACCAUUCUUAAUCAAUGUAUUACCUAAGAAUAAUACUGCCGUUAAUGAAGCCUACCAUGAAUUAUUAAUUGAGGAGGGUGACUAUAAGUCAUUGCAAGUAACUGUUGAUUCUUAUGAUAGAUUUGAUCAAUUAGAGUUGGCUAAACGUUUAGAGGAUAACGAAUUGAUUUUCUUUAAGCAAAUUGCUGCCAAUCUAUAUCGUAGAAACAAGAAGUGGGCCAGAAGUUUGGCUAUUUUGAAGGAAGAAAAGUUGUGGAAGGAUGCUAUAGAGACAGCUACUAUUUCUCAAAGUACAGAAAUUGCAGAGGAUUUGUUAUCCUAUUUUGUUGAUACCGGUAAUAGGGAGGCAUUUGUUGCUUUGUUAUACAGUGCCUAUGCUUUGCUUAGAUAUGAUUAUGUUUUGGAAUUAUCAUGGAUGAAUAAAUUAGAUGAUUUUAUCAGGCCAUAUGAAAUUUCUGUUAAAAAAGAGCAAACUGAUAAAAUUAAAGAAUUGAGUGAAAAAUUAGCUAAUACUAAAGUCACUGAUGAACAAACUGAUGGUCAAACAUUGUUGUUAACCAAUGGUAGUCUGGGUUCUCAAGCAACUGGUUUUUUUUAG
Molecule: messenger RNA, 4965 nt
Organism: Saccharomycodes ludwigii
Lineage: Eukaryota; Fungi; Ascomycota; Saccharomycetes; Saccharomycodales; Saccharomycodaceae
Gene: CHC1
Product: clathrin heavy chain
Exons: 1
Coding region: 1-4965 (1654 amino acids)
Biological process (GO): receptor-mediated endocytosis; Golgi to endosome transport; intracellular protein transport
Cellular component (GO): clathrin coat of trans-Golgi network vesicle; clathrin coat of coated pit; clathrin complex
Molecular function (GO): structural molecule activity; clathrin light chain binding
Source: RefSeq, a predicted model, not a curated record